This is a messenger RNA of Episyrphus balteatus (marmalade hoverfly), 1285 nucleotides long. RefSeq lists its product as uncharacterized. Bases 509 to 1285 code for a protein of 258 amino acids. Lineage: Eukaryota; Metazoa; Arthropoda; Insecta; Diptera; Syrphidae. The record is from RefSeq and is a predicted model, not a curated record. The transcript has 2 exons.
AAUAAUAAUGAUACCCAACCUUAACCUAUGUACCUACCUGUACCACACAAUUAUAAAGGUAGGUAAAGGAAAAGGGAAAAGUUAUUCUUUUGUUUUUGAAAAAUGCACAUUCAGUGUGUCAUCAAUAUGGAACUUAUACCUGUCAGCAGUCUUGACUAUAAACUCAUCAUCAGUGCAUCUCUCGGUUACCCUAGAAACCUGUACUUUUCUUUACUUCCAAUAAAAAUAAUGUGCCUUAUCCAAUUUGGUAGUUUUUCUGACAAAAUAUAAUCUCUAAAGGAGACACAAGAAAUUCCUGGAAUAUAAUUUUUCAGGACCCUUAUUUUGGGAAUUUAAUGUCGGACAAUGGUUAAGUGGUAUUAGUGUGUACGUGGCGGGGAAAAAAGAUCACAUCGAAGGGGAAAGUGACCUUUAUUUAUAUAAAUAAAUAGAACAGGCUCAUUUUCAAGACAUUCCCAAAAAGGACUUUGUUUCGAAAAGGUCAAAUAGUGUUGCUUUAAAAUAGAAUAUGAACUGUAUAUUGUCAUUAUUUCGUGUAAUUUUGCUGAUAGUUUUAUCGGGAAGUGUUUUCGGUGUACCAAUUUCGGAUGAAGUAGAUCAAGUGCCUCCAUUGGCAUCUCCGCCAAUUGUUGUGGUUAAUAAAGACGAUGGAUCGUCUGAUUUGAAACCUCCUCCGCCACCAUCAGAAAGUGAUAAUCAAUAUUCUGGAAGUUCAUCUGUAUCUUCUGAAGUGACUUCUUACGAUCCAAAUAUCUAUUCGGGACUUUUGCCAGCUGGUGGAGUACCAGGUUAUCCAGAUCCAUUCCCUGGAUAUCAUCAUCAUCCUUAUCCUGGUUAUCCACCACAUCCUCCACCAGGUUAUCCAUCGCCUUAUGUUGUUCAAACUGGUUACGAAGGUUAUCUACUACCAUCCGCGCCACAAGUUCAAUCAAUUCAAUCGGUUUCAGCUGUGCCUCUAUCAGAUUCGCUGAGUUUCCUUCAAGGUAUUAUGCCAGCCAGCAUGGUCACAUGGAUUGUACGAUCGAUGGCAAUUGUAAUGGGUACUGUCACUAUGGUCAUUAUGGGUGGUGCUUUGACAACUGCGCUAUGUUCAUUAACUCCACUUUGUUCGAUAUCAUUUAAAUCGUUGAAAUUUUUAAAUUGGAAUGAAACUGCUAGAAAUGUUGGUAUGAUUGUUGGCAAUGAAAUGACACCGGAACGUGUUAGGAGAGCAGCAAAUUUUGUGCAUACAGCUAUUAGGAAGUAUAGUGAGUUGCAGAAAGCAUUUGCUGGUGAUGAAAAUUAA